ACCACUUUUCGAAAUGAUGGGGUCCAACAUUAUCCCUAAAGACGCGGUGAACUUCUUCAAGCAAAUCAUAGAGGAUUCCUUUCAAGGAGGAGUCCAGAUACGACAGCGGCGCGAGGGUGCCGCAGGGUAUGUUACCAUGAAUGAAAUGUACCAGAAGAACACAGAGUUUCCAGGAGAUGUUCCGACUGAAGAAGAUCUGGCCAAUGAGGCUGCCGGUAAACCGAAGAAACUUACCUACAACGAGUUCCUCUGCGCGAAUGUUCUCUUACUGUCUGGCGGUAACGAGGCAACGUCGACAUUCCUGCUGUGCGCCACCUAUCAGCUCGCACUGAGUCCCGAAGUACAGGACAAGAUGAUUGAAGAGAUCGACAGGCUUGCACCGACACCCGCCGACAUAACCUACGAGACCAUGAGCAAAAUGACGUACCUAGAAAUGGUGAUACAGGAGUGCUUCCGCAUGUACCCACCAACCUUACUAGCUGACCGUGUCUGCGCAGAGACUGUAACCUAUGGCAAGUACACCCUGAAGAAAGGCCUUCUGGUCAACAUCCCGUUUUAUCCCAUUCAACAUGAUGAAGAAAUCUGGGCAGAUCCAGAGAAGUUUGAUCCGGAAAGGAAUAUUUUCAUCUAA
This is a messenger RNA of Patiria miniata (bat star), 631 nucleotides long. RefSeq names its product cytochrome P450 3A18-like. Gene Ontology annotation, molecular function: oxidoreductase activity, acting on paired donors, with incorporation or reduction of molecular oxygen; steroid hydroxylase activity; heme binding. NCBI's taxonomy places the organism in Eukaryota, Metazoa, Echinodermata, Asteroidea, Valvatida, Asterinidae. The transcript has 5 exons. The record is from RefSeq and is a predicted model, not a curated record. Bases 14 to 631 code for a protein of 205 amino acids.